Molecule: messenger RNA, 3590 nt
Organism: Conger conger (European conger)
Lineage: Eukaryota; Metazoa; Chordata; Actinopteri; Anguilliformes; Congridae
Product: oocyte zinc finger protein XlCOF6-like
Exons: 5
Coding region: 61-2478 (805 amino acids)
Biological process (GO): regulation of transcription by RNA polymerase II
Molecular function (GO): DNA-binding transcription factor activity; RNA polymerase II cis-regulatory region sequence-specific DNA binding
Source: RefSeq, a predicted model, not a curated record
ACAUGUUCCUAACAAUUAAGUGUUCCGCCGGUAGAUCGUUGUUUUUUUAUCCCUGAUAAAAUGUCGCACGUUGUUACUUUUAGAGCUCAGCUGGCGUCGAUUAUGGAUGUUUUAGCUAAAGCUACAGUGACAGAACUCUACAAACAUGUCGCCAAGGACGAUAUUGAUUGCUGUACAACGCAAUGUUUAGAAAUUACUUCCUGUUCUAACGAAGCAGCAAAGAAAAAGUUACCGUUGAUGGUGGACAGCGAACUCGCGGUGCAGUUGGCCUCCGUAAUGGAGAUCCUGACAAAAGAGGCCCUGGAAGAAAUCUGCAAACUUGUGGAGGAGGGCUGUGCUGUGCUGCACCUGGAGAAGGCCCAGACUCAGGUGGAGAACCAGGCUCUGAAGAGGAGGCUGCAGCUGACGGAGAGCCAGCUGAGGACAGUGAGCGGGGGCAGGGAGGGGGCAGCGCUGGAGAGCCCAGCAGGGAGACCCAGCUGCUCUGUGGGAGUUCACGUCAGCCAUAAUUGCGGAGGAGAGAAGAUUGUUUUAGAAGAGGAUCCUCCUGCCACCAACCUGUGGAGUGGUGAAGAGGCCUCAACAGGGGAGACGACUCCACAUCAGCCUGCCACCACAAGAGACCAGUCUACAGACACGGAGAACAGAAAGCAUGGACAACUUCUGAUGAAGAACGUAAACCCUGCAUUUGGUUUGGCAAACGGUGAUUCACAGAGCGGACUAAAGAUGAGUGAGGAAACAGAUCUUGUAGGGGCCAGUACUGAUGCUAGAGAGCUACUUCCUGAUGAGAGUCAGUACUGUGAAGAAGUACAGGACACGCUUCUUGUACCUGUGCAGGGCCAAGAGGAACAGGACCCACACGCCAUACCCGCAGAAUUAAGCUCAGAUGUCAAAGACCGUUCUGCCCAAGGGACUUUCACCGCGGUGAAGGCCAUGACCGAUCGUCAAAACGUGAGCAAAGGACAGAAACCAUUCAGUUGCAAGCUGUGUGGAAAGAAGUUUGCCAGGCAAAGUAAUCUCAAAGCACACCAGGUUGUACACACAAGAGAGAAACGAUUUAACUGCACUCAGUGUGGGCAGAAAUUCACUGCGAAAUGUAGCUUGAAUGUACAUCAGCUUGUAGUGCACAAAGGAGAGAAGCGCUUCUGCUGCACAUAUUGCGGGAGGGUGUUUGGUACACAGAGUCAUCUUAAAGAACACCAAGUUGUGGGAAAGAAACCAUAUAAUUGCACACAGUGUGGGGAGGAUUUCCCAGUCAAAUGUAAACUGAAACAUCACUGGUCGACGGUACAUAAUGGCGAGAAACCGUACAGUUGCGCACACUGUGGGAAGAGUUUUCUAAGAGAAAGAAAACUGGCAGCGCACCAGCUGGUUCACACAGGAGCCAAGCCGUUUAGCUGCGCAGACUGUGGGAAGUGUUUCACAGCCAGAAGUAGUCUGAAUGUUCACCAUCAAACGGUGCACAGGGGAGAGAAACCGCACCGCUGUGACACAUGUGGCAAGAGUUUCAGUCAGAGGAGUGGACUGAGAGCGCACCAGAGAACUCACACAGGAGAGAGACCCCACAUUUGUACCAACUGUGGAAAGAGCUUCUCCGGCUCAAGUACCCUGAAGAUACACAUGAGGGUCCACACCGGAGAGAAGGCCUUUUCGUGUGAUGUGUGUGGGAAGUGCUUUAGUCUGGCGCCUAAUCUUAACAGACACAAACGGACUCACACAGGGGAGAAAGCCUUUAAAUGUGAGAGAUGCGGGAGGAGUUUCACUCAAGCUAGCCAUCUAAAAGUACAUCAGCGAAUUCACACGGGAGAAAGGCCAUUUACCUGCGAAAUAUGCGGGAACCGGUUCAAUCAGAAAAGUGCACUGAAGGUACACCAGGCAGUUCACUCAUUUGAGAAGCCACACAAUUGUGCAGAGUGUGGAAAGUGUUUCUCUUCCGCGGCAAAUCUUUGUAAACACCAGCUGAUACACACUGUAGGGAAACCACACAGCUGCAGUGUGUGUGGAAAGAGUUUCCGUACAGCAAACAGUCUUAAAAUUCAUGAGCAAGCUCACACAAGUGGGAAGCCUUUUCGUUGCGAUGUAUGUGGACAGCGCUACAGUUCUGCAAGUUAUCUCAACACACACCAAAUUAUUCACACAGGAGUGAAACCAUACAGUUGCAGUGAAUGUGGGAAAGGUUUCAUAAGGCAAAGCACUCUUAAUUCACACCAGCGGACUCACACAGGAGAAAAACCAUAUAGUUGUCAGGAGUGUGGCAAGAGCUUCAGCGUUCCUCAGAAUUUGACUCGACACCAGCGUAUUCACACAGGAGAUAAACCAUUUGUCUGCGGUGUUUGUGGAACUGGUUUCUGUCAGGCAAAUAAUCUUAAAGCGCACCAGCAAACGCAUACGGGAGAGAGACCAUUCGUGUGUGAUAAAUGUGGGAAACGUUUUUCUGCUCUGAGAAACCUUAAAGAGCAUAAGUGUGCUUAUCGUUGAAACGAUUUACUUACAAUUCACGGUGGGAGAUUUACUGCGGUCGAAUUUGCCUUAAAGGGAUGGUUCCCUUUCUGGAGUGUUUCUAAAAAUAUAGUAUUUUUAUUUUAUAUAUUUUAUUUUAUGUAUGUUUUCAAUUGUCUGGGACAGUUUUUUUUGUGUGAUACUUAGUUUCUGAUGACAGCUUUGCAGUGGUUUCAAUUUGCCCAUUUGCAGGUUUGUGGCUGCAAGCAAACAAACAAACAAACAAACAAAUAAGUCCUUGUACAUAUAAGCACAUUCCUUUUAUAGCAUUCAUUCAGUUAAACCUGAAUAUCCAUUUUUAUAUUGUGCUGGAACCUAUUUUCUUGAGCAUAGCAGUCUAAUGUUGCAUGUAUCUUAGGAAAUGGUUCCAACCAAAAUUCUUUAUCUAAUUUACUGUUUUUAAAAGUUAUUAGGGUGACACAUUUUUUUUAACUAUUAUUUUUCUAUUUAUUUGUUUUAAACCACAAAUGCGUGAAUGUAAUAAUGUCACAUAUAUUAUUUAACAUUUUCUGUCAAAAGCAUGAAAAGUACUAAUGGAUAAUGGCUAACUUUUGAAAUAUGAUUUUUAGUGUUGCCUACCAUACAUUUUUCUUCCCUCAUGCGUAUUUCAGUAUGAAGAUAAAUAGGUUAUGCCAUGGCAUGCUUCUUGAAUGGCAUUGGUACUUUAUUAUAAAGCAAGCGACUUCAGCUGUGUCUGAAUACUGGAUGUAAAAUGUUUUGGAUACAUUUGUUUUGGGGUCUAUUAUUGGUUUAAUUUUAUUCUGGAGCAGGCGAACAUAAUUUCUUAGAGUGUUAAAAGUGUAUUAGUGAACUAUACAUGGGAAUAAUGCAAUGCAUAGGAAUGUAGGAAUGCUUAAAAAACAACAUUACAGGCCUUAUUUUGCUCUUUAAUUCUUAAAACUUAAACUAAUCAGAUAAAAAUUAUAUUAAAACAUACACGUAAUACUUGUAUUUUUUAACCAGCAGAAAAAAGUUUUUAAGGUCGCUAGUUAGCAAUGUCUCAAAAUCUUAAAAUGUGGCGAUAUUUAGCAUAAACAAUUGUAAUUGCAAGUUAAAUUGAGAUGAAGUCAUAUGUACCUAUCUAAUGUCAA